CACGAUACACGAUGAUGACUACUACUAUAAAUAUACAUAUGAGAGUGAUCAGUAUCGUUUCGAAAACACACGACCCGGAUAACGUACAGAGUUCUGUGAUGUGGUGACGUUAGUUAGAGAAGUUCAAAAAGAUUCUUAACCUGCAAAUGCCAAAAUAACGCUUGUAUCCAGCUUGUCUCCAACGUUAAUUAAAGUUUAAAUUGAGUUCAUCCUAUAUAUUGAGAAAAUUGAACUGAAUUUAAAUCACGUCGGAGAAAACGGCCAUUUGGCAUUUUUCGUACCAUGAAAUUGUAACAUUCCCGCAGAUAAAAUAAUUCUGAGAAGAAAUUAAACCAUACAGUAUCGAGAUAUGAGACGUUCGCAUUCGGGUGAGCGGGCGGGUUACGGCUAUGAGCCAUUGCCAAGUUCUUCGAGCAAUGCUUUGGAGGAGGAAAAUGAAAGAAUGGCUGAAGAGCUUCAGGGUAAAAUUCAUGCUCUCAAGUCCCUCUCUAUUGACAUUGGGACAGAAGUUAAAUAUCAGCAUAAAAUGUUGAAUGAUAUGGACGAAGAUUUUGAAAAAACAAGUGGAUCUCUUUCAUCGUCCGUAGCGAGAGUCCUUCGAAUGGCAAAAGCUGGUCACAAUUGUUACAUUCUUUACCUCUUUUUAUUUUCGAUAGGCGUUUUUUUUGUUAUGUGGAUAAUAAUAAAAUUCAAGUAAUUAUUUGGUGUAUGAGUACAUCAUAAUUAUCAUUUUCUAAGGGGUAUUGCAGUAAAAAACAAUGGAUAUAUGUAUAUAAAUUAUUUUUAUCUGUGAAAGUGUUGGAUUUUUUGUCACCUGAAUAAAAAUGCAAACGUGGCAUCUGAGAAAUAUA
Molecule: messenger RNA, 851 nt
Organism: Venturia canescens
Lineage: Eukaryota; Metazoa; Arthropoda; Insecta; Hymenoptera; Ichneumonidae
Gene: Bet1
Product: blocked early in transport 1
Exons: 3
Coding region: 350-697 (115 amino acids)
Biological process (GO): vesicle fusion with Golgi apparatus; endoplasmic reticulum to Golgi vesicle-mediated transport
Cellular component (GO): SNARE complex
Molecular function (GO): SNAP receptor activity
Source: RefSeq, a predicted model, not a curated record